GUUGACAGCAUCGAAGCCGGAAGGUGCUCGUACCCAUUUUUUUCUGAUUUGGCACCACCUCUACAGUGUGUACACCGGUAUCAAAGUCUAGAUUGACAAUUUGACAUCCCAAUUUGCCGCACAUUGCGGAGGCCCUAAGAAUCUGCAACCUUGCUAGAGCUAGCUCCAAAGAUACAAACAACCUCAAGCCUCUCUCCAACACCAAACGUUCACGACGAAAACAGGAAAAGCUACGGACAAAAACGAGCGAUGCACACCCGCAGAAAACACACGGCUCACGCAAACCACACCUUCAGAUGGACACCCGCAGGAAGGUCCGGGCAGGCUCCUCCUCCCAUGGCUACACAUCGCGAAGAAAGGGAGCAGAUUCGUGUGUCACGCGGAUCCCAUGGCAACGGCGACCGGCCGGCCACUUACAUACACAGCACAGACACGCCAAAAUAUCGUCGACCGAACAAGGCAAAAUCGCAGUGGUACAUCAGACACUCGAAGAGAAGGCAAUCAAGAAAUGCAUACACACACACACACACCAUGCUCGCGACCUCACCGUCAUCACAGGUCAAGGUGCAGCCAUGGGGAAGCUGCCGUAGAAGGGCGUCGGCGCCCCUUCCACCGGCAAGCACUGGGCGGCUCGUCGUCCAUUCCGGGAGGGCGGCGGCCGCCUCCGUCCGAGCUGUCGCCGCCGAGACCGCGCAGACUUCUCCUGCACCACAGCCCCCGCCAUCGGACGCCGACGAGGACAAGACGCUGGCCAGCUACGUCCCGGUCUUCGUCAUGCUCCCCGUAACUGGAAGUGAUCACCGCGGAGAACGAGGUGGAGGGCGCGGGGGCGCUCCGGGCGCAGCUGCGGCGGCUGCGCGAGGCCGGCGUGGACGGCGUGAUGGCGGACGUGUGGUGGGGCAUCGUGGAGCGCGCCGGGCCGGCGCGGUACGAGUGGCGCGCGUACAGGGAGCUGUUCCGCCUGGCGCAGGAGGCAGGGCUCAAGCUGCAGGUCAUCAUGUCGUUCCACGCCUGCGGCGGCAACGUCGGCGACGCCGUCAACAUCCCGAUCCCGGCGUGGGUCCGGGAAGUCGGGGAGGCGGACCCGGACGUGUUCUACACGAGCCCCGGCGGGGCCAGGAACCAGGAGUACCUCACCAUCGGCGUCGACGACCGUCCCCUGUUCCACGGCAGAACUGCCAUCCAGCUGUACGCCGAUUUCAUGAAGAGCUUCAGAGAGAACAUGGCGGACUUCCUGGAGUCUGGACUGAUCGUGGACAUCGAGGUCGGGCUUGGCCCUGCCGGCGAGCUGAGUGCUACGACAGGUACCUGGAGGAGAAUUUCAGAGCGGCGGCGGCGGAGGCCGGGCACCCGGAGUGGGAGCUCCCGGACGACGCCGGAGAGUACAACGACACGCCAGACGACACGGCCUUCUUCACGGCGGACGGCCCCGACACCCCGACGUACCUCACCGAGAAGGGCAAGUUCUUCUUGACAUGGUACUCCAACAAGCUGCUCGAGCACGGGGACAGGAUCAUGGACGAAGCCAACAAAGCCUUCCUGGGCUGCACCGUCAAGCUCGCCGCAAAGGUGUCCGGGAUCCACUGGUGGUACAGGCACCCGAGCCACGCGGCGGAGCUCACCGCCGGGUACUACAACGUGGGCGGCCGCGACGGCUACGGCCCGGUGGCGCGCAUGCUGGCGCGGCACGACGGCGCCGUGCUCAACUUCACCUGCGCGGAGAUGAGGAACUCGGAGCAGGCCCAGGAGGCCCUUAGCGGGCCGGAGGAGCUCGUCCAGCAAGUGCUGAGCGCCGGGUGGAGGGAGGGGACCGAGGUGGCCUGUGAGAACGCGCUGCCCAGGUAUGACCGCCGGGCCUACAACCAGAUGCUCAAGAACGCGCGGCCCAACGGCGUCGGCGGCGCUCGGCCUCGGCUAGCUGCUGUCACGUACCUCCGGCUGACGGAGCAGCUCCUGGCCGGGAACAAGUUCCGGGCCUUCAAAACCUUCGUCCGGAAAAUGCACGCCGACCAGGAUUACUGCCCUGAUCCGGCCCGGUACCUCCGGCCGCUGAAGCCCCUGGAGCGGUCGAGGCCGGCGAUGCCCGUGGACAAGCUGCUGGAGGCGACUUCGCCGGAGGCGCCGUACCCGUUCGACCCCGAGACGGACAUGACCGUCGGCGGCGACCUCGCGGAGUUCAUCGACUGGGUGUUCGAGAAGGUCGAAUGGGUAUUCGGUUGAAAAGCCCCUAUGGCCUCAUACAUAAUCCCAUCUUACGGUUUUUACACGAUAACACAACUCAACAGAUGAGUAAAUCUUCGACAUACACGAGUCUAGUGGUAGCAGCAGAUCACUCUUAACAAGCACGAAAAUUACCACUUCUUUUCUUGGACGGAUUCGCCACGUAGGGGACCUGAUCAGAUGGACAGAAAUUGUGGUGUGAGACUCCACGCUACAGCUCAGAGGCACGUGCAUUGAUGAGUGGCUCCAUCAGUGGAUCGACCGUGAAUUAAGUCUGACAGGUACAGUGAACCCCGCAAGAAUUAAUAAAGCGUCGCGCUCAUGUGCUUUUGUGGUACGUAUAAGAUCGACGAAGCAGCACGCACCGAACCACGGACGAUUUUGGGAACGUGCUUCAUAGAUUAGCUCCAUGAUUGGGCAGUGCCUGCCUACGUAGUACAUUUUUUGUUCCGUAGUGCGACGGAUUUGGGUCGGGUUUGCCAGGGAGAUUUCACGAUUCCGGUCGCUGGUACCGUUGUUUAAUUGGACGGUUGGCGUCGAUGGUUCCGUUCCACCGGUGGCAAAAAAAAUUCGCGGCGGGGAGACGAUGAUCCGUCCAUGUUCAUAUCACAUCAUGUCAAAUCAUCAUCAUCCGUCCCCGCGCCCGGGUAGGCCGGCCCUGCAUGGGUGGUCGGUGCAUCGAGCCCAUCGGCAUUACACAUUUUAUGGGUACGUGAAAAACUCGUACGUGUAAACUACGGGUUUCUGUAUAUUCUGAAUAUUUUAGGACUCUUAGGGGUUUGCGGCAGAGAGAUCCGCUUUUUAAUUUGGUGAGCGUUGGCCAUCAUGCUUCAAUCUGCGAAGGAUAAGAAUCAUAUGGGAGGCUUGUUGCCGCAUCUUGUCCCAUGAGGAAUUUUACGCUUGCAGUAUGCGGAUGAUACAGUUUUGUUCCUUAAAAAUUGCGAUGGUGAAGUUUCUUCUCUAUUGUUUUGAGGAGAUGCUGGGUCUUAAAAUCAACUACACAAAGAGUGAGGUCUUUGUUGUUGGGUGUGAUGAACAAGAGCAGUAUAGGAUUGCUUCUUUGCUGAAUUGUGAAGUUGGACACUUUCUAUUGAAAUAUCUGGGCAUUCCAGUGGCCCCUAAGAAGUUGUUGUUGGA
This is a messenger RNA of Brachypodium distachyon (stiff brome), 3357 nucleotides long. RefSeq names its product beta-amylase. Gene Ontology annotation, molecular function: beta-amylase activity. Bases 250 to 2220 code for a protein of 656 amino acids. NCBI's taxonomy places the organism in Eukaryota, Viridiplantae, Streptophyta, Magnoliopsida, Poales, Poaceae. Gene Ontology annotation, biological process: polysaccharide catabolic process. The record is from RefSeq and is a predicted model, not a curated record. The transcript is spliced from 5 exons.